Molecule: messenger RNA, 7814 nt
Organism: Leptopilina heterotoma
Lineage: Eukaryota; Metazoa; Arthropoda; Insecta; Hymenoptera; Figitidae
Gene: Marf1
Product: meiosis regulator and mRNA stability factor 1
Exons: 26
Coding region: 396-5339 (1647 amino acids)
Biological process (GO): post-transcriptional gene silencing
Cellular component (GO): peroxisome; cytoplasm
Molecular function (GO): RNA nuclease activity; mRNA base-pairing post-transcriptional repressor activity; CCR4-NOT complex binding
Source: RefSeq, a predicted model, not a curated record
CAAAAACACUCAGCAGCCGUAAUUUCGACCUUAAAACGCAAAAUUCAGAUUUCUUUGUGGUGGCCCACGAGAGCAAUGUAUACUUUGACAUAUACUUCCUUUUAUUGUUAUUUUUUGAAUGAUCGGUUGUACAAUGUAUUAAUGUGGUGAUUAAGGAUACACAUUUAUUUUUAUUUACUAGAAAAUUUUUAUUAUUCGACGAUCGAGUAUAUUGGUUACUCCGAAUUCAGUGACUCGAAUCAUAACCUCAAAUUUUAGGAUUUUUAAUAAUUGUUUUCUCGCUCGUCGUUUAUGCAAGAUUUUACGAAAAUCUUAUAUGGUUAUUCAAAAACCGUUAAUAAUUAUUUUUCCAAGGUUAAUUGCUGGUAUGAAGUGUAGGACUUUUUUCGUAUCACAUGGCGGACACGUACCUUCCAAAGCACUUUUCAUCAGGUGCUGACUGUGAUGUUGAGGCUGAAGAAGAGCUGAAUUAUAAAUUAAUUAAAUUACUUUCAACGCUAAAAACCCCAUCGCAAUCAAUUCCAAUUGACUAUCAGAAAACGCAUUCAUUGUCUGGUACUAAUUCUGAUAACGAUACCGAAUCACUUUUGGAUUCGGCGAGUUUACCUGGUUCAUUGGAUCAAAGACGGCAUCCAUAUGAUUACUCAUACAUUCAUCAUGGUAGUCCAAUUACCUCGAAACAUUUACCAAACUUUUUACCGCCUAUCGGCGUCUUCUGGGACAUUGAAAACUGUCAGGUCCCUAAAGGACGAUCCGCCAUAGCAGUUACUCAAAAAAUAAGAGAUAAAUUUUUUAACGGUUAUAAAGAGGCAGAAUUUAUAGUAGUCUGUGAUGUACAAAAAGAGAAUAAACAAAUUAUACAAGAAUUAAAUGACGCUCAGGUAAAUUUAAUACACGUGGCAGCGACGUGUAAAAAUGCUGCCGAUGAAAAAUUGAGACAAUCAAUCAGAAGGUUCGCAGAUAUUCACGGCAGUCCAGCGGCAAUUAUUUUAAUAUCGGGCGAUAUUAAUUUUGCUGCCGACCUGAGUGAUUUGAGGCAUAGGAAAAAAAUUCACGUUAUUCUUCUUCAUAAGGAAAACACAUCGGAGGCACUAAUUUUAUGUGCAAAUGAGCACUAUGAUUUUACUGAACUUAUGGAACCACUGCCCUCUAGAACUCCAAUCAAGGUUAGUGAAUCGUUUGACCUUCUCAUUAGUAAUCUUCCAGAGGAUAAAGACGUUACGGGAAUUAAACGUCGACUUAAGAGACUGUCUAACAAUUGUGGAGGACGAGUUGUCGAGGUCCAAUCAAAUGCUGCGAUUGUGCGCUUUUUUUCCAAAGAGUAUGCUGACAGGGCUCAAAAACGUAUGCAUGGAGAAUACGUGUUUGAUUCGAAAAUUUCUGUCAAAUUUUUGAAGGAAAAAGAUUCAUCAUCCGAGAAUAACAGUCGAGAGAACGCUUGUGUUAGGGAACAUACUUUGAGUGAAUCUGAAGCCGUAAAUUCACCUUUAGUACAAAUGUAUGGAGCAAAUUCGACGAUAGCGGGUGCUAGGAGUCUUCCUGUCACUCCCCAUUAUCAUUCGGGUUCUCCAAUUGUUGGAUCCUAUUCCGCUUGGAAUGGACUACAUUGCUCCUCAGUGAAUCCUCAAACCGGCUUUGUGGAUUCAGCGUCUUCUUUUAUUGGAAAAUGCUUUUCUUAUAAUGAAGGCACUUGCAACAGAUCGCAUUCGGAGCACUCGAGAGUUCAAUCACCCCAUGUUUGGCAAAUGACUGGAUCUCAACAGCUAAACAGAUUAUGGGAUGAUCACUAUAAAGAUAAAUCAAAGACUGUUGGUAAAAGAGUUCAUAUUUCACAAGUUGGUGAUAAUAUAAUUCCCGAGGGAAUAAGUCGCACAAACGAUGGACAUCGUAGAAUUAGAGGAACACACGGUUCUUUCGGACAACAUUCGGAAUUCUCUAGUCAAAGAUCUUCUUGGCCAGCACCGCCGAUUCACAAUGGAAAUCAUAACACUUUUUCUCAGUCAUUCAAAAGGCAAAGUCCGUUACCAAUGUUUUCCCAGUCGCAAAUACGUGACAUGAGCCACUGGAAUGGACAGCAUCAAAAUCCUCUGCGCACUGCAAGAGCUUCAUCACCGUAUGAUAUGAAUUCCGUUCAUUCAAUGAGUCAACAAAUGACUCGUAUGUCACCCUAUCAUCACAGUGAUGCUGAGAACGAAGAAGUUGAGAAUUUCUUUAAUCCAAUCAACAGUCGGAAUGGAAUGAAUUCAUCAAAUGGUACAUUCACACCAAUUGAAUUACAAGUUACAAAUCUCGAUCAGAAUAUCGAUCCAAAAGACAUGAAACGUAUUCUGUCGUCUAUUUUCAUGGAACACGUUAUGGUGCUUCAUGUUUCUGUAUUUAUGCAAUCGGAUGGAAAUUUCGCGGCGAGCGUUAAAGUCCCUUCGUUGCAUGAGGCACAAUAUGCAAUUUCGCAAUUGCAUCGACGUAAAAUAGGCUACAAACGGAUACUCAUUUCUUAUUCACAUACCGGCGGGCCGAAUCCUCAACUUAUACGUUCUCAGAUCGUUAUGCUUUUGCAGGAAGUGCCUGGACAUAAACUACCGCUUUUUAAAUUUCGCGAAAUGUAUGAGAGUCGUUUUAUGAUUUCAAUUAGUGUUUCGGAAAUUUAUAAACUUAAGGACGUAUGCAUCAUUACUGAAGAUCCUGGAGGUAGAAUGGUGUCUUUGCAUCCAGAUCAUAGAAGCACGCCAUCCCCUUGCUUCGGAAGUUCCUCUUCCGAUGGUCAAUUAUUGGAAUUUCCAUUUUGCACUCUACACACGCAAAAACCAUGUUUCGAUAAAGGAUGGGCUGAACAAGAAUUAGCAUCACUACCAAACGUGCAAAUAUCGUUGAAAAUUCUUUCGAUUCGUGUUAAUCAAAUGCUGUCAACGCACAAUGGAAGUUUACCAUUACCAAGCUUUCCCACUUGUUACGAGGCGGAAUUUAAAGAAUCAUUGCUUGUCGAUGAGAACGGAGUUCCCUUAGAGCAUUUAGUGUCUUGUCUUUCGACCGUCGAAUUGAAACAAGGUGUUGGUAGUGUCAAGCACUUGAUAUGGACCGGAAACAGAGCACACGAUGAAAGUCACGAAGAAAAUAAGUGCGUCAGUCCACCUUUAGCAAAUCAAUUGGCUCUAUUUAGUCGUGAAUUAGUAGAUCUCCUGAAAACUGCACCACAUUGUCAAUUGUCAUUCAAUAGAUUUAUUCCAGCUUAUCAUCAUCAUUUCGGUAGACAAUGCCGAGUCGCGGAUUAUGGAUUUACGAAAUUAAUUGAAUUGUUGGAAGGUCUGACACACACAGUUCAGGUGAUGGGAGAAGGAAACAAGCGCGUUGUGACUCUUUCACACAGAGCUCAAGUUCGUCGUUUCACUUCCGAUUUGCUGCGGGUCCUUAAAGCUCAAGCCAGCAAACAAGUGACUCUCUCUGAAUUUCCAAGUGUUUACGCCAGGGUCUUAGGCAAACCAUGGGAUGUUGUGGAUUAUGGCGUAUGUGACAUUGAAGAUAUUCUUGGAGAAGUUUCCGAAAAUACAGUCGUCGUCACGAAUUUCAACGAAGACGAUCAACUGAUCGCUAUUCCUAAACGAGAACAAACACCUGAGGAAAUUGAACGAACAAAGCAAUUCGCUGUCGAGGUUGUUGAGCUCUUACGUCAUGCACCUCAAUGUCGAAUGCUGUUCAAUAAAUUCGUGCCAUCGUAUCAUCAUCACUUUGGUCAUCAGUGUCGUGUGUCUGAUUAUGGUUUCACAAAGUUAAUUGAACUUUUUGAAUCGAUACCCGACGUUGUUAACAUCGAAGACGUAAGCGGUGGCGAACGACGAAUAUCAUUAACGGAAAAGGAAAGUCUUCUUGUUCUCGAUGAGCAAAUUUCCAAAUUAAUUGCUCACUCCAAUGGAAGUCUCAAUGUUUCCAAUGUUCCACAAGCAUUCCUUCAACUUUACGGCUAUGCUCUACGUCCCGAAUUAUUCAACUGCAAUUCCAUCUUGCAACUCAUGGAGAAAAUUGAUAACACCGUACAGGUUAUUCAUACGGAAACAGGAGCCGUCGUUAUUUCACUGAAUAAAUCGCAUUUACAACAAUUGGCAUUGCAGUGUCGUCGAGUACUGAUUGAUCAAAUAAAUUAUUCCAUGCCGGUGAAAAAGUUUCAAUUGCUGUAUUCGCAAUUUUAUCAUCGUAAUUGCGAUUUGGAGGAAAUAAAGAAAGAACUCACCAACGUUGUUCAAUUUAUCAAUUUGAAUGAUAAUCAGCAUAUUGAACUCACAUCGAUACAAUGUUUCGCCUGCAAUGUCUAUCGUGUUUUAAUGAAUUACGGUGGCUCUUUGGGCAUAACACAAUUCGAAAGCGCUUACUUGAACACAAUAGGCUCGGCUUGCAGAGCUGCACAAUUUGGAUAUCCAACUCUAACGGCUCUCCUUCAAUCUCUGUCUUGUACGGUGAUUCUGAAGGAAAAUCGAAAUAAAAAGAAGAUCGUUCAUCUCAAUAAGAAACUUGCCUCUGUCGGUUUUCCACUACCGUCGACAUUUUCAACAUCGAAUCAAGAAUCAGAAUCGGGAAUUGAUUCAUUUGAAAUGGAUUCAUCGACACGUCUGAAUGUUUCGAGUGCUUCGAGUAAACACGAGGAGCAAUCAAACUGGACAUGUGAAAGUGGCAACAGUUCAUGGAAGCAAAAGAGUGACGUUACGAAUUGGCCAAAGAAAAACACAUCACCCUGGUCGGCAAUGUCAUUGAAUGACAAUCUCAAUCAUCAAUGGCCAUCAAUGCAAAGUCGCGGCGACACAUUCUUAAAAAGUCUCAUGCGAACACCAGUUUUGAGUAAUGAAUUUCCACCGCCUCCACCUGAACCUGAGAAUAUCGAACUCCAUGAAGAUGAUGAUGACGAUAAGGACAAAUCAUGGAAAUUUUCCAUUUGGUCCUCACCGCCAAAUUACUCAUUUAGACGAAAUGAGCAGUUUACAAACUUUGAGGUGCCUUCGAUACCGCUUUCGACUUGGGAUGAAAUAUCGGGAAAUGACGAGGCUUCUGAUCUUUUAUCGCCAACGAAAAAUUUACUAUCAGCUUCGGCAAAUCCUCUAAAUCCAAAUAUUUCGCCGUUUUAUUCAACAAAUCAAAAUGUCAUUAUUGCUCCUCAUCCAUCGGCACUGCCACGUCCUUCUGUUUCACUCACGACGAAAAAAGAUGAUUUAGAUAAUAUGAGUCCCACUAGUUCAAUGAGUGGUGGCUUAUUUGAACAUGAGACUGCAGACAGAGUUGACACAACUCCUACUAAACGCUCAUUUUCUGGAAAACGUCGUUUGGCAGCACAAUUCGAUCAGCCAAUUGAUCCCUGAAACAAGUUCUCGGCAACGAAUCUUUAAAAAAAAAAAAAAACGAAAGACCAAAAUGAAAUUGAGGCCCAAUUUAAAAAAAAAAAAGAAACUAGUCCCAAUCACGAAUUUUAUCAUCGCGUAGAAAUAAAUUAAAUUAUAAUAUCAACGAUAGAUCGUGAUAAAAAGAUCGUUUAUCGAAUACCUACAAAGAAUGUUAAAACAUUUAAAUAGGUAUUUUUUGCCCCCGCUAAUAUUAAAAAUAGCGUCAAUUAAAAUUUCAAAAAAACGAGUGAAAUUUUUUCACGAUCUUGAUAUUAUAAUACAUCGAAUUAUAAAAAUGAGAAAUGCUCGAAAUGGCAUUAUUUUAAAUCGUGUGAAUUCGAUGAUUCCCAUAUUUAGGAUUGUACAGCAAUGUCCAAACUGUGAUAAACAAAAUAUGGAGCAUAAUAAUCAAUUAUCAUUUGUCUCAAAUGACAAUUUUUUAAUGAAAACAAAGUAAUUCACGAUCGAUCUAAAAGAAAAAUCACCAAUUCACAAACUUUAGAUUCGAAUAACCGAUCACACAAAAGAGUAGGAAAAAAAAAAUUUUAGUGUACAGAUUUUUUUUUUAGAAAAAUGAAAUUUAUUAAUUCGAAUCGUUUUUUUUGAUUAUCUAGAUUUCUAUAUUAUGAAAAUCGGGUCCGAAAAAGUUGCGUUCACUGUGAAAUUAUUGUUCGCGACUUAAAGCAAUUUUUUUGCAUACUUAAUAUAAGUAUUAUCAGUGUCGACUAAGAUAGGAAAAUCUCUUUUUUCUCACUUUUCUCUCUCUUUCUCUCUCCUCCUCAUCUAAAGCGUGAAGUUUGAAUUUUUCUAUUAUUAUUAUUAUUUUCAAUUUCGAAAAAAAGAAGCAAACUAGGCAAAAUUUUUAAAAUGAAAAAAAAGAAAGAUUGAGAUUGAAAAUUUUUUUUUUUCGGGCAAAAAUUUGUUUUUACUAUGAGAAACGUAUUUAAUGUUUAUAACGUUUAAGCUAUUGUGUUAUACAGAAUUUGGCAUAAAUAAGGACCAUAUUUUUUAUUUAUAAUUCGAAAAAAAAUUGUUUUCUUUUUCUAUAAAAAAAAAGUCCUGGUUUUUUUUAGCAAGAAAGGACAAAGAAAAUUGCGUAUAAAUCACGUUUCUAUUAAGAUUUAUCGUUUUUAAAUUAUCGAUUCGAAAUUUGCGCAGAUAAAAUAAAUAAUAAUUUCUAUUUAUGCGCUAGAAAUUAGUUUGCUUUCAUAAUAUAUAUAUAAAUAUGCUCAAAAUAAUUGCGCGACGAGAUACAUGUCUGAAAUCUCCGAAUGAUCUCAAAUGAUUUUAUUUGUACUUGUGAAUAAUUUUUUUUUAAGUAAAAACAAAAAGAAGUCGUAUAUUUAAUGUUUCAAAAUCGUGAAUGCGACAUUGUAAAUACAAAAAAAAGGAACUUGAUGAUCGUGUUUCAAAAUGGCUACAUUGCAUAUAAUUGUAUAUAAAAAAAAACGUAACAAAAAAAAAAAAUAAGAAACGAAAUCUCUCAACUAAUUACAAAGCUAAAAAUGGCAUUUAGUGCGGAAAUUCGUCUUUCUGCCAUUAGAAACAAUGGUUUGCCGGUUCGAUGAUCUCGUAUCGGUAUCAUCGAGUUACAAAGAAAUUUUCUUUGUUUAAAAUUCCCCACCCCCUGCCCUUUAUAGAUAUUCAAUUUUGUUAAUUUAUUUUUUAAUACAUAGCAUUUUUGUUAUUAAGUAUAUUAUUAAUAUUAUUUUAUUAUUAUAUUAUUAUCUUUAUUAUUACGUAUUUAUUGUGCUCUCUUCAUUUUUUGAUAGGUUUUUUUUAAGUUUAACGGAGUAUACGUAAAUGUCUCAUAAGUCGCGAUUUUUCACGAUUAAAUUAUUCCAUCUCACAACGCAAUUCUUCUGUGUAUUAGUACGCUAAUUUUUUUAGGACUAUCAUUUUUUUGCCCAAAUAUAAAGGUGCCCGUGUUUCUUUUUAUACAAUUUUUUUUUCUUUUUAUUUAUUGUCUACACAUUCCAUUAAUUGUCGACAAUUUUAAGUAUCUCCUUUCUCCCCUAUACCCACUUAUUUUUCUUGGCACUAAAAAAAAAAAUGAAACUUUUUAUUCAAUUUUUUUCAAAUCUACAUCUGAGAUGAUUUGAAUUUAAUUUAUAUGGAAAAAGAACUGUAAAAAGAAAACGAUAUAUUUAUAUAUAUAUUUAAAUGAAAGUAUUUAUCAAUCUCGGUCUUUCGUAUUAUACUCUGCGUUAUUUUAUUUUUAUAACACCCCCCCAAAAAAACCCGCCCUAUAUUUGAAGAUAAUUAAAAAGAAAAUUUAUCGUGUAAAGUGUAAGGAAUCAAUAGGAUUCUAAAGAAAACUGUAUUUAAUUAUUUGAUAUUUGCGUACAAUAGGUUGUAGAUAUUUUUAUAUAUUGUACUAUGAAACGUGAAGCAAAUAACGAGAAUGAAUUUGAAAAAGAAAAAAAAUGAAAACAUUCUUUUUUUGCAAAACAA